This is a messenger RNA of Drosophila erecta, 1555 nucleotides long. RefSeq lists its product as uncharacterized. NCBI's taxonomy places the organism in Eukaryota, Metazoa, Arthropoda, Insecta, Diptera, Drosophilidae. The record is from RefSeq and is a predicted model, not a curated record. The coding region runs from base 107 to 1447 and encodes 446 amino acids. The transcript has a single exon.
GGCCUCGCAGUCGCGUCCAGUUGGCCAAGCGGAUCGGUUAACGAAGCGUUUCUGACGGGGAUCGACAUCGGCAUCGACAUAGACAUCGACAUCUCGGGGUACAAACAUGAUAAUCCUCGCAGUGCUCGGCCUGAUCUUGGGCAUUCUGAUGGCCCUGGCGGCCGUGGCGCUGAAGCUGUUGGGCCUGAAGCCUCCACUGAUCUUCGACAAGUACCCACUGAAGGGCCUCUUUUACCGGGUGAAGUACUGGAUCGCCUUGCUGGUCCUUCGGCGCCUGAGGUACCGCAUCUAUCACCGAAACGAGGAGCUGCUCGGGUCCGAGGAGCACCUGGCCAAGGUCGACAGACCGCAGCAGCUCAGCAACGACCCCAAGAGCUACGACGUGGUCAGCUUCAUGGCCGCCAACAAGGACGGCCAGAAACUGCUGGUCACCUUGGAGCGAAGGAGGCGCGGAGUCCUGAAGGCGGCCCUGUACCUGUGGCUUCCCGAAAGCGGCCUGUUCAGUUCCCCCAACCUGCCCGACAUGGUGCAUUUCACCACCGACGAUGGAGCGGAGAGCAGCGAAUUCCAGGGCGGAGGCUUCCACGUCUUCCAGGAGGCAUCCAUGAGGGUUUGGCGCAUAAAGUACUGCGGAGCGCUGAAGAGUCAAGGGCCGGAGGUGCAGAACGUGCCCGUGGAUUUGGACCUCCGAUUCGAAAGCUCCUCCGCCGAGCACUUCGACUACAGCAGGGAUCUGAGCAGCUCCCUGAUAGCCGACUCCAUAGCCAGGGAGGCAUGGAAUGAGAAGUUCUACAGCCUGCUGCGGAGCGUCAACCACAUCCUGGAGAAGCGAACCCACUACGAACAGAACGGCGAGCUGGCGGGCAAGGUCACCCUCGCUGGUAGGCAAGUGCCCCUGAAAAUGGUUGGCUUCCGGGACCACAGCUUCGGCACCGAGCGCUGCCUGAGCUCCAUCAACCGGUACGUGUACUUCGCCCUCUUCAUGGACGACGGCAGCAGCAUGGUGGUGGGCAGCCUCAGCCAGCCGUCCUUCUUCCUCUCCUCCCUGAAGGUGGGCUACGUGUGCAGCCCCGCGGGCGAGUAUCACCCGCUGACCGGCAGCAAUUUCGAGCUGUACUCCUACGGCGAGAAGGGCACCCCGCCGCAGCACCAGAACUUCAUUGUGCGCACCGAGGAGCGCGAGUAUCUCGUGCAGAUCCAGGUGGAGGCCUCCGCUGUGCGGUACGUGGGCGGCGACUGGGAGUCGAAGGUGUUCAACCAGUUUGUGGCCUGCACGGUCAACGGCGUUUCCGGCCAGGGCCACGCCGAGUUCCUGUAUCGCCACAAGGGCGGCAGGCCGCAGGACAUAUCCUCCGGGGAUCCCAGCUGGUACCGGGACAUCAAGCGCUUCGAGAGGAGCCUGACGUUGCUGGAGGAGGAGGGGGCGGACGUGGACUUCGUCUUCUAGGCAUCCUAGUCCGCGGCAUCAUUUCUGUUUUCAGUUUAAGAUAGCAUGUACAUAUUUGGGGACCCUAUCGGAAUAAAAGUGUUUUUGAAUGGCUUUAAAGCAUCUGAA